Messenger RNA from Colletes gigas, 1901 nucleotides. RefSeq names its product ell-associated factor Eaf (gene Eaf). The record is from RefSeq and is a predicted model, not a curated record. The transcript has 6 exons. Gene Ontology annotation, biological process: positive regulation of DNA-templated transcription; regulation of transcription elongation by RNA polymerase II. Gene Ontology annotation, cellular component: super elongation complex. Gene Ontology annotation, molecular function: transcription elongation factor activity. The coding region runs from base 357 to 1361 and encodes 334 amino acids. Lineage: Eukaryota; Metazoa; Arthropoda; Insecta; Hymenoptera; Colletidae.
AGAUAUCGAACGAACUAGGUCAACGAAAAAUCGUGUUGCGCGAACUAUAAUAAUUUCAUUUGAUUUUUCUAUGCAGUACUAACUUAUUGAUUGUUAGGACACGGUUUAACGAUAAUUAUUUCUAUAUUGGUGACGGUUUGAAUAAACAGAUAAACAAGCUUUCUGUAACUGUAUAAACGGAACAGCUUUCGAAGCAGCUGUUACUGGAAAAUGCGAUAGUGCGCGUCCCUGCCAUAUUUUGGCAGACCAACGACUAAAACGUGUAACAAAUAAUCUCGAUUGUUAGCAGACUGCUCGUGCCUCGAGCAUACUACUCAUUCUCGUUUGCGAGAAGUUAUUAAUAAUAAACGUACUCGAUGAAAUCGGUUGCUUCUGUCCCUGAAACGAAUUUCCAAGGUAUCGGGCGUGACAUGGCAGAGCGGCUUGGUUUGGGACCCGAAAUUCGGGAACUAAAGCUAGGACCGACAUUUACGAACAAUAGAUCCACAGCCUUUCACACUCUGAAAUAUGAUUUUAAACCAGCAAGUGUCGAUGUUUCCAAAGUAGCAAGGGUUGAAGUUGGAACUAAUAACACGAUGACAGUUACUGUGCCGCACUUAGAUGGUGCAGGAAUUCCUCACACAGUUUUCAAAGGUUCUCAAAGACCUUAUCAUAAAGAAUGUGUUCUGAUAAUAGAUAGAGUUACAGGAGAAAUUACUUUGGAAAAAUUAACUGCAAACAUACAAGUUAAAAAAACUCGAACAGAACCAAAGUCUCAACCACACUUAGGAAUUCCUGGGGGAAAUAGUAGUAGUAGACCUAUAACACCGGUUGAAACUAAGAGGAGUCCAACGCAUGGAAGAGCAACUGGGAGGACAAAAGUUACAAGUGGAAAAAAAAGAGAACCUAGCGUGCAAUUACAUCCAAAACAAUUUAGUCCCCUUAGAGUUUCUCCAUAUCAUGGCAAAAGUCCACCAUCUACUUCAACUAAUAGUUCACCAGUGCAACCAUCAGUGGCACCAUCAACUUUGGCUAGUUUGCCAAUGAUCGGUUCCGAUAACGAUGACUGUCCUUUAUCAUCGUCUGGAUCAUUCCCGACUAUAAAUUCUUCCGCACCACCGAGAUCGUCUCCUGCAAUAAAUACUCAACCAACGACAAAAUCUGCAACCGUAGGCGGUGACGAAGGAGCGCUCAGCGAUUCUACUACAAGUAGCUCGAGUUCAGAUAGUUCCGAUAGCGAUUCCGAUACCGUAAAUAGACCAGCGUUAACGGGAACUAAUGGACACUUGAAUAGUUCAGCUUCGUCUCCCACAUUACUAAUGCCAAAUAAUCUUUUAAACGAUGACUUGCAAUUAUCAGAAUCGGAAUCUGACAAUGAUUAAUGUAACUAUUUUUCAGAAAUGCUAAAAAAUCUUCUGAAGAUCGUUUCGCCAAAAAUUAUAUUUUUCUCGGCAUUUGCUACAGUACAUCAAAAGAUCCACGAAGAUAAGUUAAAAAAAUGUUAAUUUUGUUCUGUGCCACCCAAGGAAAUGUGUAUAGCAAGUUGGAAAGCAUUCUACGCAUAUCCUGCAGUAAGUUAUGCUAUAUACAAAUACACAACAAACUUUGCUUUUUGAGCAAUAAAUAUAUGGUAAAAAAAAAUGAUGAAUACAAAUGGUAAUGUAGCGUAUGUAUAUUUAUUUAUAAGGUACUAGGGAUUGUACAAUUACUAUCGACUAAUAUUUAGUGUAAUUAUAUGAUCUUCAUUUUCUUAUAUACUUUGAAGGUAGAAAUCUUGCCAAAAUCUUUUAUGCGCUUCCUGGUAACGUGGCAGAAGCUUUGUUUUUUUAAAAUCUUAAAUCGAUUCUUUGUGUUUUCGAAAUACCGAAUAUCCAAAUGCCAUACAUGAUAUGUAUGUACAUAUAUCCGAUUGGUUAUCUAUG